AGUCGACUCCACAAAUUUCCUCACGAAUCAGGCGCAGAGGGAGGGGAGAAGCAGCGGGCAGCCGGCGGCGAGGCGGAGAAGAUGUCGUACCUGCUGCCGCACCUGCACUCCGGCUGGGCGGUCGACCAGGCCAUCCUCGCCGAGGAGGAGCGCCUCGUCAUGAUCCGCUUCGGCCACGACUGGGACGAGACCUGUAUGCAGAUGGAUGAGGUGCUGUCAGGGGUUGCUGAGACCAUAAAGAACUUUGCUGUAAUCUACCUUGUUGACAUAACUGAGGUUCCUGACUUCAACACCAUGUACGAGCUGUAUGACCCAUCGACAGUGAUGUUCUUCUUUCGCAACAAGCACAUCAUGAUUGAUCUUGGGACGGGAAAUAACAACAAGAUCAACUGGGCAAUGAAAGACAAGCAAGAGUUUGUCGACAUUGUGGAGACUGUCUACAGAGGAGCUCGUAAGGGCCGUGGUCUGGUGAUUGCGCCCAAGGACUACUCCACCAAAUAUCGUUACUAAGGUGUUUUGCGCCUGGCAGCCCAUGUGUAAUUUCUGGCCUAGUAGAUUCAGUAUAAUGCCAGGCUGCCAGUACUCAGGCAUGUGCCCCUUGAUGUGAUGUCUGUCAAUCUCAAAAAGUGUUGCGUAACUACAUGUCUGUAUCUUGAAUAUUGAUGUCAUAAACAUGUAAUCCUUGGAAACAGGACCUGUUGUCCAUUGGUAUGACUGAUGAAACAGAUUGUUUGUCUAAUUCAAUGUGAAUUGCUGAA
Molecule: messenger RNA, 758 nt
Organism: Lolium rigidum
Lineage: Eukaryota; Viridiplantae; Streptophyta; Magnoliopsida; Poales; Poaceae
Product: thioredoxin-like protein YLS8
Exons: 2
Coding region: 82-510 (142 amino acids)
Biological process (GO): mRNA splicing, via spliceosome
Cellular component (GO): U4/U6 x U5 tri-snRNP complex; U5 snRNP; spliceosomal complex
Source: RefSeq, a predicted model, not a curated record